CGGUGCUGUCGACCUGUUCCCUUCCGGUGCCGCAGUGCAGGUGCAGCAAGGCGUCGCCGUUGCUAGGCAACAGUAGCUCCAAUGUGUUCGGUCGUUAACGUGAUGAAAGCGAUUGUUUUGUUUGAAUAUAUCCGGUAGCUAGCCAGUAAGCUACAAUGUCGUAGUUUUAUUAUGUCGCAUGCUAGCGGUUUCUGGUUUUCAUUCAGAUAAAUAGCUAAUGUAAUCGAUUUGGAGUUCACACCAAAAUAAGUUGCUGGAAGUUGCCUUAGAUGUAGUUACUAGUUUGACCCAGGAUACUAGCUAGCUAGCUAAUAAAGAACUGAUAGCUAACUAGCUACUUUCUAGCUAACGUAUAUAUUUUGCCUAAGUAAGGGUCAAGGCCACCAGUAUGCUCUGUCAGCGGUAGAGGCUGUAUCAUUUGAAACAUUAUUUUACAUGAAAUCUUGCUGGCAAAUGUUAAACUAGCUAUAGUCUGAGUUUUAAGGUUGAUACAGAAGGUUUAAUGAGUCAGGCAGAUGAGUGUAUUUUCGAGUAACAAGCAGAAGCUUUCUAGGUAGUUUGCAAACCUGAAAUCAUGAUGAAAUAUUAGCUAAUAAUUAGCUUCAGAGUAUCUGCUGUUUAAGUUAAAUGUCAUGACCUGCUACAGUUAACGCAAAUGGGCUUAUUAGCAAGUAAUUUUAUUUUUCUAUUGAAAAUAGGCAAAAUUGGUAUUUAAGAUAGAAAGCUAAUUGCAAGCAGACUAACACGAAGGAUAGUGAAAACGCGCUUUAUUUUUCCUGGAAACAUUAACACUUCUGAGGGGCAAGAUUAGUAGAUAUGCUGUCUGAUAGAUAUAACAAUAAGAAUUAUAACGUUACGUGGGAUGGGUCCAUCGGAUUAUUGGACCACGGUGAUUUAACAGUGGUGGGAAAAGCUGGACAGUGUAAAAUGACUAGUACAGGAGUCCCAAGGCACCAGGCUAGGCAUGCUGUGUGUGACCGGAAGGUGGAGUCCAGGCCUAGCUUGGCCACUAAAGUACCUAAGAGCAAGAAAUACGUCUAUGAUAAAUCCAACCAGGUGCAGAAUGCAGAGUAUUGGAGAGAAAUGGAAAUUCAGAGGAAAGUUCACAGUCAGCCUAAAGCCGUACAGGAGGACACAGAGAUGCCAGCCCUGCAAAUGCACUAUGGGUUGUGUGCCAAUUAUGAAUGCACAAUCAGAGAGCUGAAACUGCAGCACAACCAGACCCUCGCUAACUUGAAGACAGAGAUGGAGUCGGAGAGGAUACUCCUUGAGGAAAAAAUUGGCAAGCUGAAGCAAAAUAUGGCUGAUGGCAUUCAGGAGAAAUCUAGGAACCGUCAGAAGCAACUUCAAGAGGUACAGAAGGAGAAUGCCACACUGAGAGGAGAAAUCGCUGCUCUAGAGAGUCAGCUUAAGAGACAAAAAGCUCCAGAAGUGUGUACCAACUGUCAGUCCCUGGAGAUGGCGGUGGAGGAGAAGGCCUUGCAGCUCAUAGAGAGAGAGAAAACCGUGGAGGAGCUCCAGCGCUUCUGCAGGAAGUUUUGCAAACAGCUGACACAGCAGGACCGGCUGUUGGCACUGAUGAGCGAGCUGCACAUUCCGAAAUGAGGAAAAACCCGGCGGAUGUGGGAUUGGGAACGCUAUGAAGACGGUGCCUUUCGGAA
This is a messenger RNA of Anguilla anguilla (European eel), 1661 nucleotides long. Its product is annotated as COP1-interactive protein 1-like. The record is from RefSeq and is a predicted model, not a curated record. NCBI's taxonomy places the organism in Eukaryota, Metazoa, Chordata, Actinopteri, Anguilliformes, Anguillidae. The transcript is spliced from 6 exons. Bases 817 to 1605 code for a protein of 262 amino acids.